This is a messenger RNA of Tremella mesenterica DSM 1558, 2415 nucleotides long. RefSeq lists its product as uncharacterized. NCBI's taxonomy places the organism in Eukaryota, Fungi, Basidiomycota, Tremellomycetes, Tremellales, Tremellaceae. Gene Ontology annotation, cellular component: SLIK (SAGA-like) complex; SAGA complex. The coding region runs from base 1 to 2415 and encodes 804 amino acids. Gene Ontology annotation, biological process: regulation of transcription by RNA polymerase II. The transcript has 15 exons. The record is from RefSeq and is a predicted model, not a curated record. Gene Ontology annotation, molecular function: structural molecule activity; protein heterodimerization activity.
AUGAAGUACCUUAUCGACUACCUAGGUACCCUACCCGAUGCCCCCGACUUGCAAGAUCCCGACUUUCAGCAACUUCUCGUGGAUGUUCAGGCUGGCAAGUCUCAAACCAAGAGCGCGGAUGCUUUCUAUGAAGGACUCGAAAAGGCAGUCAACGAGCUCAAAAGCGCCCAACAAUCUUUCGCCUUUCAAAAACCCGUCUCAAAACGAGAUGCUCCGGAUUAUUAUGAAAUCAUCAAACGUCCAAUGGAUCUCACAACUGUCCUGCGCAAUAUCAAGACUCACAAGUACAAGAACAAGGCAGAUUUUGCUACCGACCUAGAUCUCAUAUGGGAGAAUUGUUUAACCUAUAAUACAACAGAGUCCCACCCCUUGAGAGCAGCGGCAAGGUUCAUGCGUCAAAAGACUGAUCAUCUGUUGCAAUUUGUUGCCGACAAGAACGACCGAUCUGCCCAAGUACUACCUGUGCCCUCUGCCGGUCCAUCUUCCAGUCGGCCCUCUCUGAGAAACGCAGGCUCCUCGGCUCCUUAUGCCGUGCCCCCAUCUCCUCAACAAAAUAUCCUAAAUGGACCUGGUGUCACCAAAGAGGUCAAUGGACCGGGACGAGGUGACAGUGGAGAUGGAAGAGGAACAAGUAAUGCGUCAGUUGGAGGUGUCCCAGACCGAAGGACGAAUGGAGCGUUCCUCGGAACGUCUUUCCAGAAUCCGCCGCCAUAUCGAAUCAACCUCUCGACCAGCCUCAACACUACGCCCGCGCUCAUCCGCACGCCGCAGAUGAGUUAUCCCUUUCACUCACUUGUCCAACAGCCCGCCGCUGGUCCCUCAUCUUAUCUCGAAAAAGGGAAGAUGAGGGAAUUACUCAACACCACUCCUGCUCCUUCUUGGUACCCGCCGGUGGAAGGUGAUGAUCUCAAACUCCAGGGUUCGUGGUGGGGAUUGGCAGGUCGAGAUGAAUGUUACGUCUCUACCUUACCCGCUGUGCCAUUCAUGGCUCCUUCUCAAGCUCCCCCGACCAGAUGUAUACCAAGCCGAUCUAAACGAAAACGGAACACACCAAUGGGAAUGGAUACAUCUCCCGAUCGACCUCCAUCGCUAGUACCUAGUAAAUCCGUCAAACUUGAGAAUCUGAUACAACAAAGAGUGGACAAGUUAUUUGAGAGUAGGAAGAUUGUCAAUGCUGUUAGCGAAUUUCAGAGGAUGGAGCUGGAGGGGGUCAUACCGCCACGACUGAGAUUUGACGAUGGCAUAGAGAGAAAUCAACGACGUCGGGAUAGAUUGGAAAGGAAACAAAAGAUGCAUGAGGAGCGUAUCGAAGCGAAAAAGCGAAGAAGGCUUGGUGGCGAGGUUGGGGAGAAGGAAGCUGUUCUGGGCAUGAGAAGUGUCUCCGCGCGGAUGCUGGCUCACGCGGGUUUCGAAGGAGCGAAUGAAGGUGCUCUAGAUCUUUUCACCAGAGUCGCUAUCAAUCAUUUGAGUAACGUCGGAAGGACAUUCCGAUUGUUAAUCGAUGGAUUUUCACAGAAGAUGUCUUCCGAGGAGAUUAUACUUCAUGCUUUGCAUGAGAAUGGUCAGAUUGAAACUUCAGAUUUGGAGGCUCAUAUCAAAGAUGACAUUGAGCGAGACCGAGUCAAGGUCAUCGAAAUGGCUCGAAAGCUCAGGCAAGCGUAUAAAGAAGUGACCACCGCACCCGUUAUCGAAGACGAUAUGAUGUUUGCAGACAAUGGUGAAAUGCUCUUAGAUGGAAACUUUGCCGAAGAAUUAGGUGAAGAUUUCCUUGGUCUACGAGAUCUCGGAAUCGAUAAAGAAUACGGGAUGCAAAGUCUUACCGUACCGUCGUCGGUGUUUUACGGUCGGCGAAAGAGAGAUGCGGAUGCUUCUGGUCUUGGCUCAAAGAUUCAUCAACCGGAUUUUCCUCCUCCACCGCCCUUCAUACCACUUUCUACUACCACACUGCAUAUUCAGCUUCCCGGAUUAUUACACGCCUUUUUCGCCACUCGGAUCGAGAGUGGUAUCGGUUUGGUAGAUGACCAAGGGUUCGACGUUCAACAUUCUCAAAUUGGCAUGUUGGGACAAGUCAUAGUGAAGAAUCCACCUCCUGUGAAGAAAAAGGUAGUGGAGGAGAAAGAGAAAAAGGAGAAACCACCGAAAAAGCCAGUACAAUCAGGUGUAGGGAAAGGCAAUUGGAUACGCCCUUCGAAAGAAGAACGAGCUCGUCGUGCUGCCGAAAAAGCAGGUUUACCGUAUCACAAUGGGGAUGGAUCUACCCUCACUCCUACAGCUGAGAACGGGACGGAUAUGGACAAAAAUGAGAGUGGGAUGGAUAUGGACAGGAAUGGGAGUGAUGGGAGAAACGGAUUGAAUGGAGCUGUUUCAGAGGAUGCAGAAGGGGAGGAAGAAGAUGCAGUAGGGGAGGAAGAGUAG